Messenger RNA from Stegodyphus dumicola, 1612 nucleotides. RefSeq names its product translin (gene trsn). The record is from RefSeq and is a predicted model, not a curated record. NCBI's taxonomy places the organism in Eukaryota, Metazoa, Arthropoda, Arachnida, Araneae, Eresidae. Gene Ontology annotation, molecular function: single-stranded DNA binding; RNA binding; sequence-specific DNA binding. Gene Ontology annotation, biological process: RNA metabolic process.
CGACACAGAAAUCCAUUGCAAAAUCUAGAUAUAUCAUCGUAAAUUACAAAUAAUUUGUGACAACGAAAUGGCGUCACUGUGACAGUAUUCAUCGUUAUUUAAAAAGUAGGGAAAUAUCGGGAAAUUUUGGGGAAAAUUUUUGUCAUUCCCAUUUAGUCGCAUAAUUUGCUUCAUCUUGUUGAUAAACAAAAAGUGUAAGCUGUUCCAGAUAACCAUGGCUCAGAGUUAUUCUGAAAUAUUCUCUGUGUUCCAAAAGUAUAUGGAAGAUGAAGACAACUUACGUGAAGCUAUUAGAGUUAUCGUCAAAGAAAUUGAACAAACUAGUCGGGAAAUUAUAACUUUACUUCAAGGUGUUCACAAAGCUAAAGGUUUAUCGCAGAUACCUACACUGUGCCAAAAAGCUCGUGAACAUUUUUUAACAGUUAAAAACCAGUAUGCAGUCUUACAAGAAAAAGUUCCUGUUGAUGAAUAUUAUAGGUAUCAUGAACAUUGGAGAUUUGUUACACAGAGACUGAUUUUCUCUGCUGCCACUUAUGUUUAUUGAAUCUGGGAAUCUUCUGAAGAGAAGCGCUGCUGCGCUGCGAGUCGUAUUUUGAUUAGUGCUAAUCCAACUGACCAGUUUCAUGUAGAAUUAGAUGAUUACUUGUUAGGACUUUUGCUGUUAGCCGAUGAAUUGACACGUUUUUCUUUGAAUUGUGCAACAUAUGGAGAUUACAGUCGACCUGUACAGAUUUCAGAAUUUGUUUCUGAAAUGAAUGUUGGUUUCCGCCUAUUGAACUUGAAAAAUGAUCUUCUGAGAAAGAAGUUUGAUGGGUUGAAGUACAACCUUAAAAAAGUUGAGGAAGUUGUAUAUGAUUUAUCCAUUCGAGGUCUGAAACCAAAUGGGGAAAGUAUAUCAGUUUCCCAAACUUAAGAAAGAAGACUGCGUCCUGAUUUCCUAUGAAAUAAUUUUUAACUUGUGAAUUUGCAGUUGUAAUGCCGUAAUGUAACAAGAUUGUCAUUUUGUAUUUCUUUCCUUUUUGUAUUAAAAGAAUGUAUAUAUGUUAAUUUUGCAUUGUUCUUUGUAAAAAUAUUAUCAUUGUGAUAAGCAGACAAACAUUGCAGGUAUGUAAAUGUUUUCCAUCAUCAUAAAACAUAGGAUGAUUAGUGUUUGAGACAAAUAAUGUUAAAUUUCCUAAACUGUUAUAUAUACGUAUAGAAGCAAAAGUACAAAUUGCUUUCUAAUUGUAAAAUAAUUUAUAACCAUAUAUUGUAGCUUCAGAGUUCAAUCUUUCUGUUAUUUUAUCGAUUACUAAACAUCAGGACAACUUUUAAUUAAAUUUUAUAUUCUAGUUGAGUCAGUGUCAAAGAUACAACAGAUUAAUAUGGAAAUCUUUAAAAAAAUUUGCAUUAACUUCUUAAUUAAUAAUUUAAGUUACAUCUUUUCAAAAAUAUAACUAACCUAUAUCUUGAAUGGGAGAGACGUGUGUUAUUAGCUUUCAUCAGCUUUUAUUAGCUUUAUUAUUCAUAUGCUUUCACUGCUUAUCUGUAUUGCUUGCUUAUACAUUGCUUGUUAUGGUACUGCUUAUCUGUCUUUGACAUUCAAGUGAAUAAAUUUGCUAUUUAUAUAAUA